UAACAGUAAUGAAUUGAUGAGUAGGUAUCACAGGUCUGGCGCUCGCAGACGUCGCGAGAUUCGGCAAGGUGUAAAAUAAUGGCUUCGAUGCGAAAGCGUGGGGUGUCGGAGAAUCACAGCCAAUCAACUCACAAAUUGCCCCGCUGUUGCCUGCCGCGGUCGCGAUCGCUCAAGGACAGCUUGUUCCUCCACGCGCUGCAGCACAGGGACGCUUCAAGUUGUCAUCUUCCAACCCCCUCAAUCUUCGACCCAUCAGCUGAGCUGGAUCCGCGGCAGCUGAACCAGUCGUGGCCUCCUCCGCCAUGAUGGAUUUCCUCCAGCGCCUAGCGCGCUUCCUGGAUCGGCCGCUGUUCCCUUGGAAGAAGCUGAUCAUUGGCUUCUCCAUUGGGCAAUACGUAUUUGAAGCGCUUCUUGGCUUCCGUCAGUAUCGCGUUUUGCAGAGGACGAAGCCGCCCAAGGUGCUCGAGCAUGAGGUGUCGCAGGAGGUCUUCGACAAGAGCCAAGCAUACGGUCGGGCGAAGGCCAAGUUUCAGGCAUUCAACGGUCUCUACGGUCAACUCCAAAAUCUUGCCUUCUACCAGUUCGACGUGCUCCCGAAGCUCUGGUCAUGGACAGGCAGUCUUCUUCUCCGCUUCGCACCGACCCGCUUCACUGGCGAAAUCUCCCAGUCGAUAGUCUUCAUUCUGGCGUUCAUUGUGAUCCACCAAAUCCUGUCACUGCCGACCAGCAUCUACAACACGUUCGUUCUGGAAGAAAAGUUUGGUUUCAACAAACAAACCCCUAAACUCUUUGUUACGGAUCUGAUCAAGACCAACAUCCUGGCCUUCGUCUUGGCGCCUCCUAUCCUCGCCGGGUUCCUGUCCAUCAUCAAGAAGACUGGCAGUCAGUUCUUCUACUACCUAUGGAUGUUCGGCGCUGGUCUGCAGGUUUUCAUGAUCACCAUUUAUCCCAUCGUCAUCCUACCCAUGUUCAACAAGCUUUCCCCCCUGGAGGAGGGCAGGCUGAAGACGGACGUCGAGGACCUUGCAAAGAAGCUCAAGUUCCCACUUCACGAGCUAUAUGUCAUUGACGGCAGCAAGCGUAGCGCCCACAGCAAUGCCUACUUCUUUGGCUUGCCUUGGAAGAAGCACAUUGUCAUCUACGAUACCCUGAUUGAGAAGAGCGAGAACGACGAGGUCAUCGCCGUUCUUGCCCACGAACUUGGCCACUGGAGCUUGGGUCAUACCACGAAGCUCUUCGGUAUCUCCCAGGCCCAUUUCUUCUACAUCUUCGCUCUGUUCUCGGUCUUUGUCAACAACAAUUCGCUCUAUGCCGAUUUUGGCUUCGCCAGCGAGCACCCCAUCAUCGUGGGAUUCCUCCUCUUUUCGGACAUUCUUGGGCCGCUGGACAAUGUCAUUAAGCUCCUGAUGAAUAUCUUGAGCCGCCGCUUCGAGUUCCAGGCCGACGCUUUCGCCAACAGCCUCGGAUACAACACGGAGCUCUCGCGUUCCCUGAUCAAGUUGCAGAUCCAGAACCUGAGCACCAUGGAUGCCGACUGGAUGUUUGCCAGCUAUCACUUCUCGCAUCCCAUCUUAUCAGAGCGUCUGAAGGCUCUCAACUGGCAACCCACUCAGAAAGUAGAAGCGAAGGUGGCUGAGAAGGCGGAGAGCAAGGAGGAUGUUGCGACGGCGACUGGAAGAGAUGAGCUUUAACUGGGCGGUCGUGUUUAGUGUAGGAUACAUCGAUUUAGUUUUGGACGGCCAAAUCGGACGAUCGAGUUGGCUAUAUGGAUGAUCUCUUUAGCGGUCAAUCGGCGAUCGCUUGAUAAGUACUCAACAGUAUCACUCAAGUCAAAUAGACGAAUAUGGCCAU
Molecule: messenger RNA, 1851 nt
Organism: Chaetomium strumarium
Lineage: Eukaryota; Fungi; Ascomycota; Sordariomycetes; Sordariales; Chaetomiaceae
Product: peptidase family M48-domain-containing protein
Exons: 3
Coding region: 303-1691 (462 amino acids)
Biological process (GO): CAAX-box protein processing
Cellular component (GO): endoplasmic reticulum membrane
Molecular function (GO): metalloendopeptidase activity
Source: RefSeq, a predicted model, not a curated record